AUGAAGUCAACAAUACUCUCUUAUGCUGCCUUCCUUCUCGUCCUCAUCUUCGCUACACAAUCAAUCCCCCCUACCACUGGUGCUAAAGAUUUCGUAUAUGAUGUUACGGGGGAAAAGGUGUUGAACGAUGCUCCCUACUCCAUUGGUCCAGUGAUCUGGGCUAAGGGUGGCGGAAUCAAGUUAACUGACACAAAAAACAAUAAGAAAAUUUGCCCAUCAUAUGUAGUGCAGGAUCCUGCUGAGGUUAACAAAGGUGGCAAGUUCCUCUUUACUCUCAUCUCUGAUAAUGAAAAACAUGAAAAAUAUCUCCAAACAUCACACAUUCUUGGUAUUGACUCGGGGCGACCCAAGAAUGGUUCGUGUGAAAAGUGGACCUUUUGGCAGAUCUCCGACCCUGAAGCAAAGCCACCUUCUUCCUUGGUUACAACAGGCGGGACCAUUGAUGAUGGCCCUACAUGUUUUCAGGUUGUUGAUUAUCCUAAGCCAACAAGUUCAAAGGUGCAUAGCUACAUGCUUCAACAUUGUCCCUAUUAUUGUGGAGGCACCCCUCCUGUUCGUUGCUAUAACGUAAGCCUUUACCAAGAUAAAGGGACUAGACAUCUAAGUGUUUCUCGUGGUACUCCUUUUGAGUUUGUGUUUCAAAAGGCAAAGUAA
This is a messenger RNA of Helianthus annuus (common sunflower), 654 nucleotides long. RefSeq names its product trypsin inhibitor DE-3-like. The record is from RefSeq and is a predicted model, not a curated record. Gene Ontology annotation, molecular function: endopeptidase inhibitor activity. The transcript has a single exon. Lineage: Eukaryota; Viridiplantae; Streptophyta; Magnoliopsida; Asterales; Asteraceae. The coding region runs from base 1 to 654 and encodes 217 amino acids.